AUGAGAACCAUUGAGGAGACAAGAAAGAGAUGGGAGUUCCUGUUUGCCGACAAUGAGACGCCCGCCGAAUUGCGGACGGCCCUACGAGCAGAACAGGGAGGAAAGUUGUGCAAUGAUGGGCUGAGGUCGAUUUGCUGGAAGGUAUUCCUCCUCUUCGACGGCCUCGAGCGGGAAGAAUGGUCACAGAAGCUUGCCGAGUCACGAGAGGCGUACCAGGCACUUCGUGCCCAUUUCCUGAAAUUUAUCGAACAUCCCGAUGACGUGGAGUCUACUGUUGAUCCGCUAGCGGACGACGAGGAGUCUCCGUGGCAAACACUACGCAACGACGAGAAGCUCCAAGCCGAAAUUGCGCAGGAUGUCGACAGAUGCAUGCAAGAGAACCACUUCUUUCAGGACCCAGCGACGAAGAAGAAACUGACUGAUGUCUUGUUUGUUUACUCAAAACUGAAUCCGGAUGUUGGGUAUCGACAGGGCAUGCACGAGCUCCUGGCCCCGAUUCUUUGGGUCAUUGAUCGAGACUCUAUUCAGCCUGACUUAAUAGGUCCCAAGGGUAACAAGGAGGAUGCUUCGAUGCUGGACCUUCUUGACCCCAAGUUUGUGGAGCAUGAUUCUUUCACGUUGUUUCUUUGCGUCAUGCAGACAGCUCGCAUAUAUUACGAACACAGCGAGACUCGGUCAGCCAAUGGCGAGAUCAACGUCAUCCCGAUUGUGAAUCGGUGCCAGUACCUUCACAACGAAGCCCUGACGAUUAUAGACCACGAAUUAGCGGGACACCUGCAUGCUGUAGAUGUACUGCCUCAGAUCUUUUUGACUCGCUGGAUGCGACUCUUAUUUGGACGAGAGUUUCCAUUUGAUGAUGUCCUCAUGAUGUGGGAUCUACUAUUUGCCCAUGGGCUUCGAUCAGAUCUAGUGGACUUCACAUGCAUUGCGAUGCUGCUCCGGAUUCGUUGGCAAUUACUCAAAGCGGACUAUUCAAGUGCAUUGUCAAUGCUGUUACGGUACCCAUCUCCCGGGCCACAUGCACCCCAAACGUUUGUGCAUGAUGCGCUCUAUCUAGAACAGAACCCAACUGCGGAGCGAGGCAGCUUUAUUAUCUCCAAGUACUCCGGCAGAGAGCCGGAAUUAAAGCGCCCUAGCCACUCCAGGACGAGACCUGCCCGAGCGGCUCAUCUCUGGGAGGAAUUCCGAAAUCGCAGCAACAGCAACUCUUCUACCUCUUCGCCUACUAGAAACAGCCCCAAGGGACUUGAGACGCUCCUUCAAGAUGUUUCUCAAGGUAUUCAGCGUCGCACCGAGGCCUGGGGCGUGGCCAAAGCCGUUCGUGGAGCCGUGACCGAAGCCAGAAGAAACAUGCAAACAAUGCAUUAUGAGCCAGGUCCUCGUACCGGCCCGUCACUUCGCAGACCCUCUUCUACAUUAAUACCAAGCGCAGUGCCCAAGGGACCAACGCCUACCGAGCUUGGACUAGAAAAGAAGAUCAGCCUUUUAGAGGCAAGGAAUAAGGAGCUGGCGCGAGCGUUGGGCGACGCCUUGGAAGACCUUCGUUCCGAACUUGCCACCAUAAAAGACAUGGACUCAAAUUCUAACGAUGCAGUGAAGCAGGCAUUGGCUCGAGCCGAGUCGGUCAUGGGUUGUCUCGAGGAUUCUUCACAAUCACUUCCGGUGUCCUCGGCCUCGCAAUCUCCGGAAAUAGCUCCCGUGACGGCUGACUCGGCCUUUUCAUCGCCAUCGCCGUCGCCAUCACUGGCGGCCUCAUCCGCAGCCAAUACGUCUGAAGAAAUGGCGCAAAAUGAUAUGCAAAGUACGCCUCAAUCUCACCCGGAUGCUGAGGGGCGCACCAAAGGUGGAACCGCCAGGGUUGCCAGCACCGCCAUAAACAUUCACAACCCUGACGCCCAGACCGAGAAUUUGGUGCCAAAUCUGAUCCGACCAUCCCUGUCGGAUGCAGGGUUCUCCUGGAUGCUAGAAGGCAGCCGCAACCUGUCGACUUUUGUCAGUUCGGCAUCGGUACCACCGGAGCAGACACGACAUCAAGAAACCCCCCCGAGCUAA
Messenger RNA from Penicillium maclennaniae, 2052 nucleotides. Its product is annotated as GTPase-activating protein GYP6. Gene Ontology annotation, molecular function: GTPase activator activity. The record is from RefSeq and is a predicted model, not a curated record. The transcript has 6 exons. Gene Ontology annotation, biological process: activation of GTPase activity. NCBI's taxonomy places the organism in Eukaryota, Fungi, Ascomycota, Eurotiomycetes, Eurotiales, Aspergillaceae. The coding region runs from base 1 to 2052 and encodes 683 amino acids.